CGCGCUCAGCUCACGAGAGCUGACCGUCUUCAAUUGCUCCUAGUCACUCUGUCUCUCUGCCCUUCUCCUUCUUGAGCUUCGUCGUUCGCGGUUUAGGUAUCUCAUAAUGGGUAAGGAGAAGGUUCACAUCAACAUUGUGGUCAUUGGCCAUGUCGACUCUGGGAAAUCGACCACAACUGGUCACUUGAUCUACAAGCUUGGGGGUAUUGACAAGCGUGUCAUUGAGAGGUUCGAGAAGGAGGCAGCUGAGAUGAACAAGAGGUCAUUCAAGUAUGCUUGGGUCCUUGACAAGCUCAAGGCGGAGCGUGAGCGUGGUAUCACUAUCGAUAUUGCCCUGUGGAAGUUCGAGACCACCAAGUAUUACUGCACAGUCAUUGAUGCUCCUGGACAUCGUGACUUUAUCAAGAACAUGAUUACUGGAACUUCCCAGGCUGACUGUGCUGUCCUCAUCAUUGACUCCACCACUGGAGGUUUUGAAGCUGGUAUCUCCAAGGAUGGCCAGACCCGUGAGCAUGCUCUUCUUGCCUUCACUCUUGGUGUGAAGCAGAUGAUUUGCUGCUGCAACAAGAUGGAUGCCACCACACCCAAGUACUCCAAGGCCCGUUAUGAUGAAAUCGUGAAGGAAGUCUCUUCAUACUUGAAGAAGGUUGGCUACAACCCUGAGAAGAUUCCUUUUGUCCCCAUCUCCGGAUUUGAGGGUGACAACAUGAUUGAGAGGUCCACCAACCUUGACUGGUACAAGGGUCCCACCCUCCUUGAUGCUCUUGACCAGAUCAAUGAGCCAAAGAGGCCUUCGGACAAGCCUCUCCGUCUCCCACUUCAGGAUGUGUACAAGAUCGGUGGUAUUGGAACUGUCCCUGUCGGUCGGGUUGAGACUGGUGUUGUGAAGCCUGGUAUGGUUGUCACUUUUGGGCCCACUGGAUUGACCACUGAAGUUAAGUCUGUGGAAAUGCACCAUGAGGCUCUCCUGGAGGCCCUUCCAGGUGACAAUGUUGGGUUCAACGUCAAGAAUGUCGCUGUGAAGGAUCUCAAGCGUGGUUAUGUUGCUUCCAACUCCAAGGAUGAUCCUGCCAAGGAGGCCGCUAACUUCACUUCCCAGGUCAUCAUCAUGAACCACCCUGGGCAGAUUGGCAAUGGCUAUGCCCCCGUCCUCGAUUGUCACACCUCCCACAUUGCUGUGAAGUUCGCCGAGUUGGUGACUAAGAUUGACAGACGGUCUGGCAAGGAGCUUGAGAAGGAGCCCAAGUUCUUGAAGAAUGGUGAUGCUGGGAUGGUGAAGAUGAUCCCGACCAAGCCUAUGGUUGUUGAGACUUUCUCGGAGUACCCUCCUCUUGGGCGUUUUGCUGUCAGGGACAUGCGUCAGACCGUGGCCGUUGGUGUCAUUAAGAGUGUGGAGAAGAAGGACCCGACGGGCGCCAAGGUCACAAAGUCCGCUGCUAAGAAGAAGUGAGGCUGCUGUUGAUUGCAGGAUUUGGGGGCUUUUAUCAUUUUAAGUGUCUCAUACAUGUCUUCAUUUGGAAGCCCUCGGUUUUUAGGUUUUGCCGAGAUGUUUGGUUAUUUGUUUUGAUGUCAUUUAGUCUUUAGUAACUCUGAGGGGGACAUUUUAGUUUGCCUUAAAAUUUUGCUUUUGCUAGACUCGUAUGGAUUCUGUUGGCGUUUAUGUUUUUCCUUUUGCUUAGUGCA
Molecule: messenger RNA, 1683 nt
Organism: Rhodamnia argentea
Lineage: Eukaryota; Viridiplantae; Streptophyta; Magnoliopsida; Myrtales; Myrtaceae
Product: elongation factor 1-alpha
Exons: 3
Coding region: 107-1450 (447 amino acids)
Biological process (GO): translation; translational elongation
Molecular function (GO): translation elongation factor activity; GTP binding; GTPase activity
Source: RefSeq, a predicted model, not a curated record